Amphiprion ocellaris (clown anemonefish) is the source of this 2908-nucleotide messenger RNA. It is a transcript of the gene chdh, whose product is annotated as choline dehydrogenase. Gene Ontology annotation, molecular function: choline dehydrogenase activity; flavin adenine dinucleotide binding. The transcript is spliced from 11 exons. Bases 161 to 2035 code for a protein of 624 amino acids. Gene Ontology annotation, cellular component: mitochondrial inner membrane. The record is from RefSeq and is a predicted model, not a curated record. NCBI's taxonomy places the organism in Eukaryota, Metazoa, Chordata, Actinopteri, Pomacentridae.
GCUUCUUAGCCGAAGCUAUAGACUGUAUGGCCGAAGCGCGGCUCGCUAAGCCCCCGCCCACUGUCCGGCUCCUCGUUUCGGGUUCCUUCGGGUUGGUUCGGGUUGGCUCGGGUCUCCAAUUUCAGUUCAGAAACACGUGAAUAAGGAAGUCCUUCCCAGGAUGUUGUCUUUGGCUACGUUGGGCCAAACGGGAGCCCGGAGAGUCGUGACGGGGACUCGGGGGAGAUUAAUGAGGGACAGCAGGUGCUUCUUUACCUGUUUGCCAGAUUGUCACUCUGUCCCCAAGACAAGAAAGACCAGAUGGGCGUUUUCAAACCACUACAGAUGCUUCACCGCCUCGUCCCCUGCAGCCAGUCAGAAAACUCCGUCCUACAGCUACGUUAUUAUCGGGGCCGGGUCGGCGGGAUGCGUCCUUUCCAACCGCCUCACCGAGGAUGCCCAUGAGUCCGUACUGCUGCUGGAGGCCGGACCUAAAGACAUGUGGCUGGGCAGCUCUCGCCUGUCCUGGAAGAUCCACAUGCCAGCCGCUCUGACCUACAACCUCUGUGAUGACAAGUAUAACUGGUACUACCACAUUCUGCCUCAGGCCCACAUGGAUAACCGGGUCAUGUACUGGCCGAGGGGUCGCGUCUGGGGAGGCUCCUCCUCCCUCAACGCCAUGGUCUACAUCCGAGGCCACGCCGAAGACUACAACCGCUGGCAGAGAGAGGGCGCCGAGGGCUGGGAUUACGAUCACUGCCUGCCGUACUUCAGGAAGGCUCAGAGUCACGAGCUGGGAGAGAACAGGUACAGGGGCGGCAGUGGACCUCUCCACGUGUCCAGAGGAAAGACCAACCAUCCUCUUCACAGGGCUUUUAUUGAGGCGGGACAGCAGGCAGGAUAUCCUUUCACUGACGACAUGAAUGGAUACCAACAGGAAGGCCUGGGCUGGAUGGACAUGACCAUUUUUAAAGGUAAGAGGUGGAGCACCGCCAGCGCCUACCUGAGACCGGCCCUGCCUCGGCCCAACCUGAAGACGGAGGUCCACUGCCUGACCACCAAGAUCCUGUUUGACGGCAGCCGUGCUGUCGGGGUGGAAUAUACACAGAACGGACAAAAGAAGAGGGCGUUUGCAGAAAAGGAGGUGAUUCUGAGUGGAGGCGCCAUCAACUCCCCUCAGCUCCUCAUGCUGUCUGGGGUUGGAAACGCAGACGACCUGAAAGGACUCGGCAUCCCCGUGACUCAGCAUUUACCAGGUGUUGGUAGUAACCUGCAGGAUCAUUUGGAGCUGUACGUCCAGCAGCAGUGCACUCAGCCUAUCACCCUGUACAAAGCCCAGAAACCCUUCCACAUGGUCAAGAUUGGCCUCGAGUGGCUCACCAUGUUCACAGGUUAUGGAGCAACAGCCCACCUGGAGAGUGGAGGGUUUAUCCGCAGUCGACCCCAUGUCCUACACCCUGAUAUCCAGUUUCACUUCCUGCCCUCACAAGUCAUCGACCACGGACGAGUUGCUUCCAAGAUAGAGGCGUAUCAGGUUCAUGUCGGACCAAUGAGAAGCACCAGUAUUGGCUGGAUGAAGCUUAAGAGCGCCAACCCUCUGGAUCACCCAAUUCUCCAACCAAACUAUCUCUCCACUGACAUCGAUGUGUGGGAGUUCAGGGAGAGCGUCAAACUCUCCAGAGAGAUUUUCGCCCAGAAGGCCUUCGACCCGUUCCGUGGCCCUGAAGUCCAGCCCGGUCCUCAGGUUCAGUCCGAUGCCGACAUCGAUGCUUUUGUCCGCCAGAAGGCCGACAGCGCCUACCACCCAUCCUGCACCUGUAAGAUGGGCUCACCGUCCGACCCGAUGGCGGUCGUUGACUCGAACACUCGCGUUCUGGGUCUGGAUGGGCUGCGAGUGGCCGACGCCUCCAUCAUGCCCAGCAUCGUCAGUGGAAACCUGAACGCCCCGACCAUCAUGAUAGCAGAGAAGGCCGCUGAUAUCAUCAGAGGUCGCCCUGCCCUCGCUGACUGUGCUGUUCCCGUCUACCAGCCUCCAACACUCAACACGCAGAGAUGAACAAAGACCAGGAAGAAGAGCUGGCAGCGCUGGGAUGAGGAGUGAAGGCUGGUUAGCUCAGUGACUAACACCCUGACUUUGGCGUGGGAGUUUGGUGGUUCCCUCCGGCAAAGUCCUCAGUGUUGCCUCGCCUCCCUGCCUGGUGCUGGAUCUCAGAUGUACAUCGCUUUGGAUCAAAGUGUCUGAUAAACUAAACAGCAUUCAGUGCCGAAAACCAGUAAAAGAGGGUCUUCCAAAGGGAUUUUUUAGGCACUCUAAGUAUUUUUCUGGAUAUAAUUUUGAAGGUUUUCAAUCAGCCAAAGGAACAAUCUCGUUUGAAAUGUUCAGAUUUUACGACUCACAGCUUUGAGUUUCCUUUUUAAUGAGCCAUAUAGUCUCUAUAGAAACAGUAAUACUGUGUCUCAGAACAUCAAAUCAUUCUAAUAGUGUUAAAAUACAUGAAUGUUUCUGCACACUAAAAACUAAACUACACUAAAAACAAAUCUUCAGUGUUAGUCUUAUGAAGUUUUUAAUAUAUACUGUGAAUAUUUACAAAGAUGUUUUUUAAUAUGUGAUCUACGAAUCAGAUGACAUCAUGAAGUUUUAAAGUCUAAUAGUAGCGUUAGUGUUGUUCUUAUUUCAGUGUUAAUUACUGUCCAUGCUUUACAGGACUAAUUGAUGUUGAGAUUUUUAACUGAAAGUCGGAAUGAAAUCAGAUUUAUGUCAUCAGCUGUAAUGGAAAGAUGCUGGAAUGAACUAUGAUUAUGUGUCAUGAAGCUCUGCACCAUAGAGUGUCUUAUAUAAUUAUUGUUUACAUGAUAAUGCAGUCCAGUGCAGAGGCUGUUUGAAUCAUUUGUGUCUUAAUAAAGCAGUAAACUGUGAUCAUAAAGGGAA